Messenger RNA from Exophiala dermatitidis NIH/UT8656, 1868 nucleotides. RefSeq lists its product as uncharacterized. NCBI's taxonomy places the organism in Eukaryota, Fungi, Ascomycota, Eurotiomycetes, Chaetothyriales, Herpotrichiellaceae. The record is from RefSeq and is a predicted model, not a curated record. Gene Ontology annotation, molecular function: phosphatidylinositol transfer activity. Gene Ontology annotation, cellular component: cortical endoplasmic reticulum; plasma membrane; cytosol. Bases 404 to 1519 code for a protein of 371 amino acids. The transcript has 3 exons. Gene Ontology annotation, biological process: Golgi to plasma membrane protein transport; regulation of exocytosis.
GGUCCAUCAACACUCUUGGACUACGUUGUACUGUGCCAUUCAAGUUGAUCAGAACAUAGUCUGCUUCUGUUGCUUUUACUAUCCAUCAUCAUCAUCACUUGCUCUCGAGGCCAUAUUGCCGCCUUUCACGAAAGAAGUGCUGUCUUUCUUGUGUCUUCAUCGGACCCCUAAUUCAUCUGGCGGAUUGUGUAAACAAAGGCUUUAGAUUGAGGACCGAGACCCAGCUGCCAGUGGGACACCGCGCGCAACCGCAUCUACUGUACCGGUGAAUGUGUGCCUGAACAGCUGCACGCAUACCAUCAUCAAAAGACUUUCGGCAGAAGAGCCACCAACUAAGUGCUUGGGCUUCGUUGUCUGUUUCGUGUCCUCUCUUCGUCCUUGAGACGUGCUACCCCCAGUCAACAUGGCCAACGACACAACCACCGCGGCGCCUAACAACACGACUCUACCGGGAGAAGUCUCCUCAGUGGUUCCCGAUGAGGGCGUCAACACAACCACUGCGGCGCCAAAUAACACCACUCUGUCGGGAGAGGUUUCCUCAGUGGUUCCCGAUGCUUCAGAAACAGCGCCGGCUGAAAAGCCUAGCACUGCUACUGAGACCACCGCCAACGACGCUCCGGCAACUGCACCUGAGCCCAACAAGCAGACUGAAAAGACCGAACCUGCGGCGGACAAGAAAGCGACCCCGAUCGAGGAACUCUGGGCUCUUGCAAAAUCGCACGGCCACGGUGAGAUCUGGGGUGUCACUCUAGCCGAUCCUGCGAACCACGUCCCGACGCAAAUCAUCCUGCAGAAGUAUCUCAAUGCCAAUGACGGCGACGUCGGCAAAGCAAAGGACCAACUGCGCAAAACACUCGAUUGGCGAACAAAGAUGCAGCCGCUGGAGUUGAUCAAGAAGAAGUUCAACCGCAACAAAUUCCAGGGGUUAGGUUAUGUCACAGUCUAUGGGGAAGCCGACUCGGCGGACCCGGAGGCCAAAGAAAUCAUCACCUGGAACAUUUAUGGCAGUGUGAAGAAUAUGGAAGAGACGUUUGGCAACUUGGACGAAUUCAUCGAAUGGAGAGUGGCCCUCAUGGAGGAAGCUCUGCAGUCUCUCGACAUUUCCAAAGCCACCAAGCCCAUCACCGCGGACCACGACCCGUACAAGAUCAUCCAGGUCCAUGACUACAAGUCGAUCAGCUUCCUGCGUCAGUCCCCCGUGGUCAAAGCGGCCAGUACAAAGACCAUUGAGGUUUUCGCGCAGAACUAUCCCGAACUCCUCAAGGAGAAAUUCUUCGUCAAUGUUCCGGCAUUCAUGGGCUUCGUGUAUGCAUUGAUGAAGCUCUUUGUGGCACCAAAAACUCUGAAAAAAUUCCAUCCCAUGAGCAACGGCGCCAACCUCUCCAAGGAGUUCACCCACAGCAAGGUCAAAGGGCUGGGCGAACUAAUUCCCAAGGAGUAUGGUGGAAAGGGUGCGGAUCUGAACAGCGUCGGAAGGCAGCCUCCUUUGGAAGAGGAACAGGAGGUGCGAGUCGAUUGAAGAAGACAUAAGGUCUAUCGUCUCUCAUACCUUGGGCAUAUUGACAAUCAUGGUGAUGGUGAUGGUAAUGGCAAAUGUACCAAUGCCGAAGCGAAGGGACAACAUCAUCAUGUGCCGGCUCAGUGGAGGCAAGCCUGAGGCCAUCUUUCAGUGUGCGUAUACCCCAUUAGUUCAAUUAGAUAUCGCGUAGUUCCGGGUUGCAAAUGGAUGGCAUGGAUUCUUUCUGCGUACCGUAGCCAGGAUUUCCUAGAGGCUAGAGUAUUCGAAAGAACCCUGGCAAUCUGGAUUCAAUUAUUGAGGACUGUGAGACCAAGGCCUUUCUACCAGAAGAAUUGCAGUGUUGGUGGAU